Manis javanica (Malayan pangolin) is the source of this 3330-nucleotide messenger RNA. It is a transcript of the gene MTHFS, whose product is annotated as methenyltetrahydrofolate synthetase. Gene Ontology annotation, molecular function: 5-formyltetrahydrofolate cyclo-ligase activity. The record is from RefSeq and is a predicted model, not a curated record. Gene Ontology annotation, cellular component: mitochondrion. Lineage: Eukaryota; Metazoa; Chordata; Mammalia; Pholidota; Manidae. Gene Ontology annotation, biological process: folic acid-containing compound biosynthetic process; tetrahydrofolate interconversion.
GAGGCGGGGCCUGAGCCCGGGGUCGUGAGGGCGGGGUUGGUCCCGUGCAAUGGCGGCGGCGGCUGCGCGCGGAGCCAAGCGGAGCCUGCGGGCCGAGCUGAAGCAGCGUUUGCAGGCUAUGAGCGCCGAGGAGCGGCUACGCCAGUCUCGCCUCCUGACCGAGAAGGUGAUUGCCCACAGUCAGUAUCAAAAGUCCAGGAGGGUUUCCAUCUUUCUGAGCAUGCAAGAUGAAGUUGAGACGGAAGAGAUAAUCAAGGACAUUUUCCGACAAGGCAAAACCUGCUUUAUACCGCGGUACCAGUUCCAGAGCAAUCACAUGGAUAUGGUGAAAUUAGCAUCAGCUGCAGAAAUUUCUUCACUUCCCAAAACAUCGUGGAACAUCGCUCAGCCUGGGGAAGAUGAGGUUCGGGAGGAGGCCUUGUCGACAGAAAUGGUAAAUACCACCAUGAAAACACCUGCUAUUCCAUAUGCCUGUGGCCUGAAAGAAGUCAGAAUCAGGAGGACAGACCAGGAGUGGGCAUCAGCCGGGCCUCCGAUGACGAGAGAUGGUGGCGCCUGAGAGCGGAGAGGACGAGUGUGUGCCGACACACGCGGCCUGUGGGGUCUCCAGCCUGGGCGGCAGACCACCCGAGGCCGUCGAGGACGGUCUGGCUCGCCGUCUGGGUGCGGAGCUGCUGACCGAGGCAGGGAAGCGGGGCGGGGAGCAGGGAGUGAGUCCCUCCUGGGUGGUCUGGGGCCCCCGGAGAUGCUGGUGGGUAGCUGGCUGGGUGUGCAGAUCUGGAGGCGGGAGGGCAGAUGCUGACCCAGGAGCCCUCGGAGGGCGCUUGUGGGCAGACCCGAGGUUUACAAGCAGGAGCCUGCUGACAGAUGUGGGCCAGACUGCGUUAAUUUACCUUUCCAGAGGAGGAUUCCUAGGUCACAUGCUUUUGACAUUAUUUCUUUGAUGGGUGUAGUUUGUAAAAGUACAGAGAACCAUAAAUAUAAAUUUGGGGAGUAUUAGCUAAAAGGAGAAAGCAGCAGAAUCUUUAAGUAUAUGGCAAUAGGUGUUGAUAAUGUGCGAGAAUGAAGAGGCUACAAACGAAGGCAAUGUUUGCAUGCCUCUGCUUUUGCUGUAGGACGGGCAGGAUAAAAUGAUAAAGGGAUGCUGGGAGAAAGAAUGCUGUCUUUGGGCAAGACAGUCUUUUAUUAGGGCGAUAGGAUCGAUGAGAGUAGGAAAUUGGAAAUACAAGAAUAGCCCUGCCACCCACCCAUCCACUUUUCCCAUCUCUCCUUCUAGGAGUAAUUUUCAGCUGCAUGUUGUCAGUGAUAAACCACAAAUAAAAGCAGAUUUACCUAGCGGCCCCCUAGGUAGGACUUGCAUCUCUCAUAUACCAUUUGUAGGUUUAACAAAUAGAAUGAAAGAUGCUGAAGGAAAGGAAAGGAUGAACUUACGCUGUUGGUUUUUGGUGGUUGGAACGAGGUGCAUCUGUGUCCAGGUUGCCAUGUCCUUAACGUGGGCACAUAGUCUUUGAGAAAGCUGGUAUUUGAGGGGAUCCAUCCACAGCCAGCCUCCUUGGCCAGUCCACGCUGACUCCCUCAUCUCAGUUUGUGUUGGGGUUUAAAAGGCAAACAAGCAAACAGCUCCACACGGUAGAGCAGCAGGUCAUCCGUGCGUUCAUCGGACUGUGACACGCCGUGGUUUAGUAGGCAGAGGAUGACAAGAGUCUUACUCCCAGAUGAGACCAUCUUAGGGUACUUGGCAUCCUUCUAGAUCAUGUGUGUGUCUUCUUUUUAAACCAUCUCUACAGAGGGAGUCAUACAUUCUGUUCUACAAUUUGCUUUUUCACUUGCUAAUUUUAAACCGUAGAGUUCUUUUCCUAGCAGCCCAUGAAGGUCCACCACAGUGUUUCGGAUGGUUGCAUAGUAACCUCUGUUGGUAGACAUUUAGGUGGCUUCCACUUUUUCAGUACUACAAACGAUGCCUGGAGACAUCCUGUUACGUGUCCGUGUACUGCACAGCUAAGUCCCUAGGGUCAGUCCCUGGCAGUGGGAUGCUCACGGACUCUUGAGUCUUUGUAGAUGUUUCCAGAUUGCCUCCCAAAGCAGCUUUGCUGCUUCAUGUGUGCACUGCCACCACGCAAGAUGCUUUAAUGCAGUCGUGAACGCACACGCACUGACCAGCUGUGGUGUGCUGGACCCGUGAUGCCCUGGGAAGGAACAGAUGCCUAAGGGCCAAAGGGUGCUCACAGUCUGUUGAGUCAGGCCGUGUGGAGGAAGAUGAGGGGUUGAUGGGGUUGGACCUCAGGAAACUGGGUUUCGUUACUGGCUCGGUAGCCUAUGGCUGCAUGGAUGUGCGUAAGCCUCAUAGUCUAAGUCUCUGUUCCUUCCUUUGAAAAUGAAGAUAGUAAUAACUCCUUCGCUGUAGUGUUAAGAAGGCUAAAUAAGGGAAUUUAUGUGAGGUCUCACAAUGCCUACUGUGCAGCAAGCCCUUGAUGGCGAUGGGGACCCUUACCCAGGAAGCGGUUUUGUCCUGGUGGCAACUGCACUGGGAGCAGGGGGUACCGCACGUGCUCUGGGGAUGCACAGGCACAGCCUGUGCCUGGCACUGCUCAGGAAGUGCAGGCACAGCCAAGCAAAGUCUUUGAGUGGAAACAGUGCUUCACCGUGAGAUUGUAUCGGGGGAAAUACAACCCUUUUCAUAAGUUCCUCAAAAAGAGCACCCUGCAGCGGGAAACCUCCCAAAUACAUCGGAAAAGCUGGCUAACAGUUGGGAGAGAGACACCUGGGCAUCUCAGGACCCCUGCCGCUUGGAUUUUCAUCCUGAGGAGUACUUAGUUUUGACCCAUCAGCGUUUCCGGUUUUGUUUUGAAGAAUUAAUCGCAAGAGUAAUCCCUCAAUUCAGUUUUGAUUUCCUCCAUUUAAAAAAAAUUACAAUGGUUAACAUGUUUACUGUGAGAAUGACAAAAUAUAUUGUAAGCUUUGAUAUGUUUUUAACCUUCAUAAUUUGUCUCCUACAAAGGAGGACAAAAAAUGUCUCUGCUUGCUUUGGGGAAUGUGACUUCUUUGUUUCUGCCAUCUUUCUGGGUGGCCACAAUUCCUCAUAUACUGGAUUUAACCCUUAGUCUGUCGAGUGCUGCAAGUAUUUUUGUCCACGUUACUAUUUCCUUAAUUUUGUGUAUGUUUUUGCUUUGGGAAAUGCAGAUGUUUUAAAUUUUAUUAGUGAAGUCAACCUUUUCUUUUAUGAUUUCUACCUUUGGCUUCAUUUUUAGGGAGUGUUUUUUCAUUCUCGAGAAUAUGUAAGUUUUCAUUUUAUCCUAAUGCUUUAAAUUUAUAUUUUUUGUAAAAUGUAUU